GAUCACCGAGUAAAGUAGGCUAAACCACACUACCACUACGACAUAUCGAAAUCCCUAGGUCAUUGGUUCCAAUCUUCAUCACCAAUCCAUUGAUUAAAAUGUUGAAUGAAGAGGCUACUACUAUUACUCCACCAUCAUCAUCAUCAGAUUCCAUGAACGACAAGCUCUCUCGCUACCUCCCCAUCUCCCUAAAUCCCGACGGUUCGAUCACUCGCUUCCCCGAAAUCCCCACCACACCCGCAUCACCCGAUCCCAACUCUCCCUCCCCAGUCCUCUCCAAAGACAUCCCUCUAAACCCCCACAACCAGACCUUUCUCCGGCUCUUCCUCCCCCGCCACUCCCUCCGCCGCUCCGCCGCCGCAAAGCCACCGCUCAUCGUUUACGUCCACGGCGGCGGUUUCAUCCUCUCCAGCGCCGCCAACCCUUCCUACCACAAUUUUUGCUCCGAAAUGGCAGCGUAUCUCGGCGCCGUGGUAGCCUCCGUCGAGUAUCGGCUAGCGCCGGAACAUCGGCUCCCGGCGGCCUACGACGAUACCAUGGACGCGUUGUACUGGAUUGGAGCUUCCCAAGAUGAGUGGUUGCGUGAGUUUGCCGACAUCACGAACUGUUUUCUCAUGGGGACUAGUGCUGGGGGAAACAUCGUCUACCACGCGGGACUACGUGCAGCCGCGGAGGCCGAUGAUCUUUUGCCGUUGAAGAUCAGAGGGCUGGUAUUGCAUCAGCCGGCGUUUCUUGGGUCCAAAAGGACUGGAUCGGAGCUUCGUUUGGCAGAUGAUCGAAUAUUGCCUGAGUUUGUUCUUGAUGUGCUUUGGAAAUUAUCGUUACCGAUCGGUGCUGACCGCGAUCACGAGUAUUGUAAUCCGACGGUGGGGAGUGGAUCGGCGGCAUUGGAGAAAAUGAAGUUGUUGGGGUGGAAGGUUAUGGUGACGGGCUGUGACGGUGACCCACUGAUCGACCGUCAGAUGGAGUUUGCGAAGAUGUUAAAAAAGAAGGGAGUGGAAGUGGUGGGACAGUUUGAUGAGGGAGGUUAUCAUGGCUUGGAAAUAUUAGACCCCACCAAAACGACACCGUUGUUUGCUGGUCUGAAGGAGUUCAUUACUAUUUCUCAGUAAAAUAUUCGAAAUGUUUUUUUUUUUUUUUUUUUUAAAAAUAAAAUUUGGUUGAUGCUAUGUUGUUUGGUAUAGCUUAUUGAGUUUUAUUUUUUAUUUUGAAAAUCUGUAAUAGUUUGGUGUAAUAUGUAUGAUUUUAAAUAAAUAAAAAUGCUUAUUAUAAAAAA
Camellia sinensis is the source of this 1276-nucleotide messenger RNA. Its product is annotated as carboxylesterase 1. Gene Ontology annotation, molecular function: hydrolase activity. Lineage: Eukaryota; Viridiplantae; Streptophyta; Magnoliopsida; Ericales; Theaceae. The record is from RefSeq and is a predicted model, not a curated record.